CGUUCGGCGUGACGGAGCUUCCUGCUGGCGGCGAGGGCAGCUGCAGCCUGCGCCGUUGUCCCGGCGGAGGGUGGCGGCGGCGGCACCGGGGAGGGACCCACAAGACUCGGCUGUUGUGAACAAGACAAGUACUGAAACAUGGUGGAUUACUAUGAAGUUCUGGGAGUGCAAAAGCAUGCCUCAGCAGAAGAUAUUAAAAAAGCGUACCGCAAACUGGCAUUAAAAUGGCACCCUGAUAAAAAUCCAGACAACAAAGAGGAGGCAGAAAGACAAUUUAAACAAGUAGCUGAGGCCUACGAAGUUUUGUCAGAUGCUAGAAAACGGGACAUCUAUGACAGAUAUGGAAAAGAAGGCUUAAUAAAUGGAGGCGGAGGUGGAAAUCAUCAUGAUAAUCCAUUUGAAUUUGGAUUUACAUUCCGGAACCCAGAAGAUGUAUUUAGGGAGUUUUUUGGUGGAAGGGACCCGUUUUCAUUUGACUUCUUUGAAGACCCUUUUGAAGACUUCUUCGGGAACAGGCGGGGUCCAAGGGGAAGCAGAAGCAGAGGUGGUGGAUCAUUUUUCUCUGCCUUUGGUGGAUUCCCUGCUUUUGGAAGUGGUUUUUCUUCAUUUGACACAAGUUUUGCUUCGUUUGGCUCAUUGGGACAUGGAGGCCUUACUUCGUUCUCCUCUACGUCAUUUGGUGGCAGUGGGAUGGGUAACUUCAAAUCAGUAUCAACCUCAACUAAAAUAGUUAAUGGCAGAAAAAUUACUACAAAGAGAAUUUGUGAGAAUGGACAAGAGAGAGUAGAAGUUGAAGAAGAUGGCCAGUUAAGGUCGCUAACAAUAAAUGGUGAGGCAAAUGAAGAAGCCUUUGCUGAAGAGUGCAGACGGAGAGGACAACACGCCCUGCCUUUCCAGCCGACCAACCCUCGCCUGCUGAAGUCCCACAAGCCUGCCAGUUCUCCCAAAUAUGCCUUUCAUUAUAAUAGUGAUGAGGUGGAAGAUCAAGAUAGAAGCCGGGUUACAAGCAGCUUGGAGACCCCUUUUUAUUUAUCAGGUGUGCACAAGCAUGUUGAUGAGAAAUCUGCAGAAAAGGGUCCAUCAGCUAGUCAAAAGCCAAAACCAAAAAGGAAAGAAAAAGGAAGAAGCAGUUGCUGUGUCUUGACUUAAUGUUAGGUCCCUCGUAGAUAAUAAACACAGCCUGUGUGUCUUCAUCCUGCCUUAGUUCUGCUCUUCACUUUAGUCUAGAUUCACAAAUGGGAUAUUCUGGUAUCUAGGGCAAAUAUUGUUAUGUUGCUGAAGUGCCUCUGCUCUUUGUUCUUAAAAGAUAAGGCCUUUUAGAGUUUAAUCACAGUAUUUUGCACAUUAAUUUACUUAAACUGUGCUCGGCUUCCUUGUUGAAGAAGUUCAGCAACUCGAUACUAUUUUUGGAAGCUGCAGUUUUAGGCACCUAAAUACUAAUAGAGAAGGCUGAGAAUUCAGGUGAAUGUGGAAGGGUGGGGAUUCUGUUAUUUUUAGAAAUAAUUAGUUCUUUGAUAUACUUGCUCUCUAAUGUUUUGACAAUAUAGUCCAGAGGCUAUCUUGGACAAUGAAGUCUUCAUAAGUACUUGAUUUAAUUUGAAGCUGUGGUCAAAGAUCAUCCAGGACUGCCAGGGCAGGUUUUUCUGAAACAUGAAGAUGACUUUCUACUUGGAUGCCCAAGCCAAGGGCCCUUCUCAGUAGUGCUGAAUUAGGUGAACUGCUGGGAAGCUUGAGCAUGUGAGGCUUCUCAGGGUAAACACAGCCCAUGAAAAACACAUGUUGUACCCCAAAACAUGUGCUUACAUACUCCCAGUGCUGUACCAACUUCUGUGUUUAUGAGCCUUUAAAUCUAAUGCUGCUUUCUGUAUGGAAGAUUUAAAUAUGCCAUAUGGGAUGGCAGCUUGAAAAAAUAGAAACAUUCAGAUCAGUGUCUUUCUGAUCAGUUCCUGGAAGUUUUGUCUCUCCAGGGAUGGCUGAGUAGAAACUAUUCUUUAAAAAAAAACAAAUUAAGAAAUUAAAACUUCUCUACAGAAGCCUGAAUGUAACCUCUGGGCUGAUGUCCUGACAUCUCCCACACAAGGGUUACAGGUUUUGUCUCCCAUGUGUCUUGCCAGCACAACAAAACCUUGGCACUGCAUUUGGAAACUUGUGGUUCUCAGCAAUCAUAACACUGCUUUGUAAUGGUUUCCAAAGAGCAUCUGAGUUUGACAUGCACCUUGCAGUUUUCAGAGCAAUUUUUAAGGUUACUUAGGACUUUUUGCUGUGAAUCUAUUUAUGCUCCAAGACGCACAAGUUUGCAGUGAAAAGGAAUUUUCAGAAGUACUUGUGCCAUCACAAAAUCUUCUCUUCUGCCAGUAGAUUGUGAGUUGCCAUAAAAGAUUCAGGAUGAAAACUUGAUUGCAGUAAGACUAAGAUUUUACUUUUGCUUUAAAUAUUUUGUCCUCUGAUGGACAGGGCUGCUGAAGGACUGGCCGAGUCAGUCAUAAAAACCUACGUGAGUGUCUUAAUCCCUCCCCGGGAAGUUUGUGCACAAGCCCUGGCCAAUAACACCCUUCUCCUUCAUGGGUGUUCACCAGCAAGCAGGCUUCACCAGCGCAGCUCUGGAAUUACAUAGACCACUUCCUUGCCUCUGCUUGGCUUCUCAUCGAUCACUGCAAGAGCGGCCGUGCUUACACGGGCCAGCGUUGGGAAAGAAUAGCAUCUUUCUCUGCCUUGGUCCAAAGCCCACCUGAUUCAGUGGAAACUAGUUAAGUUCAAUGGCCUCAAACCAAGCACUGUUCCACCUCGAAUCAGAUGGUUUUGCCACCACUGGUGCGUGGCCCUUGGCAGUGAGACUGCACGGCAGUUUUAGGCGUUGUCCCACUUAGAGCACCUCAAGCAAAUCCUCAGUCAUUAAUGAUUCACCUGCAGUGAAAUGGUUUUCUUUUCCCAGCUCUAAGAGUGGGAAUGUUUGAGUUUCAAUUUUUAAGUCUGUAGCAAAUUUAUAUGAAGGAAAAGGGAAUGGGUUUCUUCUUGACCAGGUGGUAGGGAUCCCUCUGGAAGUGGUCAUCUCUCUCUAGCACCCAAGGAGAGAGGCUGGCCAAUUAAUUUAGACUGGCAGCUAUAUCCAGAGGUGAGAUGAAUCCUCUCCUUAGUCAGGAUUUCCAGUCACUACAGUGAGUAUUUAAUAAAAAAAAUAGUUUUUAAUUUGAUUCUCCAUCUAACAUUGACACUUUGCUGUUUUAGUAGAAGUUGCUCUGGGUUUCAUACUGUUCCUGGUUUUGUAAUGGCCUUUUAGAAGGAAACUUCACCUCUUGUGCUCUUACCUUAAAAAGCUUGCUAGCUCCAAACAAUUUUUAAAUAAGAAUUCAGAUACUGCAAGUAAUGUGCUCCCUGGUUGUGUGAUGUGUGGCUGACUGGUGGUAUCCAAGCUGUGUCAAAGUGAUAUUAAUGCCAGCAGAGACCCAGGGGAUGCCGCUGUUAACAGCAGAGGUAGUGGUAACUACCCCUGAAAACUGACUUAUUUGGAUUUGAGAGUCUUGACUUUUAUCUAGCAAGAAUGGUUGAAAUGUUUGAUUGUUAAAAUACUGAAAAAUAAAUGAUAGAAAAGAUCGUUACUUGGAAGAUAAUAUUGCAAGGUUUGCUCUUGCUUUUGAAUGAAAUCGCUUGCAUGAACCUAAAAAAUCCAAUAUUAAUAAUUCAUUUUUGCUCCAUUUUGACCCACUGGCAUCCCUGAAAAGGAAACCACUUUAGAAGAAUAAGCUUAACUAAUCUUGAUCCUUUCCUGGCAUGGAUUCCUCUGCUGGAAAGUGGAGCUAUUUGUACGUUAUUACAUCUUUAACACGGUCUCUGUUCCUCUUUCCGACAUAAGCUUUCCUGAAUUGCACAUCACUAACGAGUACAAUCCAUGUGCUUGGUUAUCCACACUAAUUACCUUAUAAUUCUCUCACAUACUUGUAUUUGGACAUGCCAUGGAAAGAGAAAGGAGAGCAAAGCCACUGUUUUUGGUGGAAAUCUAAUCCAUAAGGAAUGCUGGAAGUGUGGGGAUGGGAGGGAGUUCACUCUCCCUUUGCUGCACAUCCCCUGGCUGUUAGUGUGUGUGGUGGGACAGGGUGACAGCCAAACUCUCCUGUGGGCAGAUUGGCUGGUGGAUUUGGAGACUGGCUGGUUGCUCCUUGGCUUAGCCAGAGCUGCCCUCACACAUGGUUUUUUGGCUGUUAGUACGAGAGCAUCCCGUUACCCAUUUGCUUCCCAUAGGAAGUGGCUGGGUUCCACAUGGAAAGGCUUCCAAGGCUGCAGAGCCUUGCAAGCUUUUGCUUGCCUUGUGGGAGUAAAACGUGGGACGCUAUUUAGUAAUAGUAUUACCUUAAUAGCAGGCAAGCAGGUUGUAUGUUAUGUUCUUGUAGCAAUUCUAGGCAGAAUUGGUAAUGAAAGCAGUAUUGUGAGCAAGGAUGAAGGAAGGCCCCAGUAAGUUGCUACAGCUAUUCGGUCCCCUAAAACAUCAAAGCUGGGAUUACAUCACUGGGCUGGCCAGUGAAACUGGAGAACUCGCCCCUUGGAUUUAGCAGUGUGGAUAAUUAAAUAGGAGAGCAGCAUACCUAGACAGGGUGGGAUGUUUUGUCACCUCAGGUCUUUAUGCUCUCCUUCCCAUGCUCUGUGGCACAGGCAGGAGCUGAGGAUGAGGAGAGAGAAUUAGUAGGUCAGAUUGUGAUGUGUGUUGGGCAGUGGCUCGGGCUGAAAGGAGGGGAUGUGAAAGUGUAGUUUAAAGCUGUAAUUGUAAAUUGAGUCACACACAUGAAAUUAUACUGAAGCUGUGAUCUCAGGUGAAUUUUAUAAUGCCAUAUGCAAGUGUAGCCAGGCUGAAAUAACAGAUGGUGGCUGCAUCUCAGAAGUAAGCUAAGCUACCUUUGAAAUAGCAAUUUAGUAUUUGAACUAGAAAGGUGUUUCUAAGAGCAGAAAGUUAGAAAGCACACCACAGAACCCAACUUGCACGUGCCCCACUGCCCUGUUAAAGCUCUGUGUGCAUGCUGGAGCCGUGACUGCCUCCCUUUGAAGGAGGGCAAAAGAAUGGCCAUGAUCUUAGCAAAAUGUUGGAUCUCAAAAAAACAUUUUUUCUGGGACUUGCGUAGAAAGCAUGAAUCCCUCCCACCUCCAACCUCAGUGCUUCAGACCCUAAAAGUGGAAGGAGGCUCCUUAAGAGGUUUCACCUUUGCAGGGGAUCUUCUGUAAAAAUCAGGCCAUGGCCUUUAUUACUGACUGAUGUGGGUCGAGAAGCAGCAAUGCUGCAAGUUCAUUGUCGGUUGUGACUGAACACCUUGUUACCUUCUGCUGACUCCUAAGCUCUCCUGUGCUGGCAGAAGGAAGGUGAAGCAGACUCAUCGCUUAUCUUUGCAUCCUGGUAGAACAGGCGGAUGUCAGGCAGGGCAGAAAGAAGUAGGAUACCAGAAGUGGUUUGGGUAGGAGUGUUUUCCCGAGGACACUUGUCCCUUUGGAUCAAUCGCUUGAUUCACCUCCCUUGCAGUUGCCACCCAAGAAUGUGAUGUGUUUCAUAAUCAGUCACUGAACAAACCUGUGACUUUGAGAGGUGCAGAUGGCAGAGAAACAGAAAGCCAGAAGGAAAGUCAAUCUGGGACACAGCAGGGAGGCUUCCCAUUUUUUUUUUUUUUCAGUCCUUGCUGAGUAGUUAAGGGAGUUCCUACUAAGCAUUGUUGGAAGUUGGUUUCAGCCUUCAGCAGCUUUAUGAAAGCUGGAAUAGCUUCUGUGCUCUUUAUUGUUCUUCUGAAGGCAGAAGAGGAGCAGGUUAGAAGAUGCUGUUUUAGACAACAAUUAUCCAGGUUGUAAAACAGAUGUAAUUCCAAAUGGUGUAGAUUCUUGUUUCAUCCGUUGCUGCUCCUGACAAAAGCAGGAACAUAGCAAGUUAGGGUGAUUAUCUAUCUGCAUUUAAGUGGAUCUGGUUUCCAAAUGUUGAAGGUUGGGGAAGCUCUCGGCAACCUAUACUUCCUCCACCCUGUCAUGGAUUUCUAGACUUUGGGUGGCAAACAGUUGCUUUGAAGGGUGGAAAUUUGCCAAGCCUUUCUCCAAGGCCAGAACUGUUUGGCUGACGCUCGUUCAGCCAGACAUUAACUAUGGGAAGUUUCUGUGGCCACUCUGUGAAGCUGGCGACUCACCAGGACACGGGUUCACUGCAAAUUCAUCACAUGGUGCUGGGGCUGCUGCUUUCUAAUGCAGAUUUUGUUCUGGCAUUACUUUGGGGCUAGUCUUGUAACCAAGACAGCUAAAUAUGCUUUUAAUUACUGCUGGUUGAAGUAUUCAAGUAAAAGAAGCACCAAAGGGUUACACCUGCAGUAUGAAAUUUAUUUUUGUUAAGAGCUGCUUCACAUGUUUGGAUCAAGUUUUUGGCUGUUACCCCCAGCAGAGCAUCACUGGAGCGAAAAGACUGGCAAAGUUUGACCUGUUCUUUCUUCUUAGGUGGUGGUAGAAAAGGAAAUGGUUGAGAGUAAAAUUAUUUAUCACAGCAGGCUCAAAACAGAAAAGACCUGGCAGUUUUCUCUUGAGGCAUGCUUCGUAUUUGUGUGUUAUCUCCUACUUUGGCCAAUCUGAUUCUGUGUGUCAGUGAUAACACUUGAAAGAUUUUGACUUUGCAACCUUAUCAUUCCAGAGGCUGGUAGGAGACUGUGUUGUCAAAUGCCUAAAUAUCUUCAUACCACAUGAUUUUAACGUUUCAGUUGUUUCAUUUAUAAGACAAUGAAUUAUGUGGCAUUUAUUUCAAGCGAUAAUUUACAUUGACUCAGUAUUUCUAAGGAAGAGUUAUUAGAAUUGCUUUGAAAAAUCUCAAACAGUUAAAGAAAAUAGACUGUUGCAAAAAAAAAAAAGGGAGCUUGAUAUAAAAUAGCAGCAUCAAAUGCAAUCAUACUUGGAUGUGGAAGCCUUUUAGAAAUACUGACAGUGUUUUGAGAAUGGAAAAUGAAAGAAAAAAUAAAAAUGAAGCUAAUAACCUGUUAGGGUUUAAUGAUCCUUUCCCAAAUAUCUGUGUUAAUGUUUCAUAGUUAUUACAUGAACUAGUUCUGAUCAGCUGAUGUGAUGCUGUUUUUCCCUCCAGUAAAGGGAAGAACUCUUUGAGUAACACCCCUGGGAUGACUGAUUCUCAGGAGUCAGUGUGUCUCUUCUGCCUCCUUUGGCCUCUGUGGGAGAGCAGAGAGAUGCUUGAGCCCUUCUGGGAUGUGUCUUACAGCAGUAAAUUAAAUGCCAGCGGAUCCUACUUUUGACAACGUAUAGGUGACCGAGGGGCUGACAUUGAAGUGAACUGUAUGGAUGGAGUUCCUAGUGAGGAGAUGUUCAUGCAGUGUCCCUGGGGACAAGGCUGUAGCUCAGGAGGGGGGCAGGGUGCAGGGAAAACACAGCGUCAUCUGCAAUUCUGCAGAGCACUGCCAGACCAGAUUCUCUCAUCCUUAAACAAUAAAACUGGUUUCCACUCUUAACUUUGUGCAGGCUAAUCGCUCAUGGCAGAGUUUCUAAAUAAAUACCCUGCUUCUUGACUCAGAUGAUUGCAAAAGAUGAAGUCAUGUUGUUGAUACAGCGUAGGAGCUAGUGUGAUAACCUGGGAACAGUUUGCCUUUGCUGCAAGGGAGUGUUUCCUCUUAACACGCACACUUUUGAUAAUGUCUUCAGUGAUUAUAGCCCAAAGACUAUCUCGUGGUUCUCCCCAAGUCUUAAACUGAAGAACUGCAGUUCUGCUGUGGGCACAAGCCUAAUUGUGCUUGGGAGGAGCACUGAUGAGGAGCAAACCUCAGCCACAGAGUGGCUUCCAACUCCUCUGACCUCCCACCUCUUCCUUUUCCAUGGUAAUUUAGCUAUUGGUGCUAAAUUGAUGGAGAAUCAGGUGCAGUGGUGACAUGGCUUCCUCGGGGUCAUCUGCAGACAGAAUGUGGGAAAGGAAGAGAUUUCCAGACUGGUAGAGCUGAGCCCUUCCUGGGCCAUUCCCCAGAUUCCCAGCCCUGCCUCUCGGCUGCCUUGCAGGGGCUUCUCCACUCUGCUGUGGACUCCGCUGAUUCCCAGUGGCAGAGCUAAGGGAUCCUUCCAGUGAUCCAGCUAUCCAGCUUCAAGGCAUCACAGAAUGAUUUAUCUGAAGGAAAUGUUGGCUAGCUUCGAGUUUAGAAUCACGAGUGCACUUGGGUAGCUGUGGUGUCGGUUCUGCACAGUCCACUGCCCGUGCAAGUGUGCUGGCGAGUUGCAUUCUACUGCAAGUCUGGAGGGAAGGGCCUGAUGCAGAGCAAGAACUAUUUUCCCACAUGUCUUUGAGGGGAGGGGGAGGGAAACCAUCAGGAUGAUGAUCACAUGGCUGGAAGCUUGUGCCUACUGAACCUGUAGCAAAUAAUUGUUGCUUGAACUUAAUGCUUCCAUGCACCACUGAAGCUGCAGUAGAAUAUAACCUACGGUGCAUAGUUAAGCAUGAGCAGGCUGAUGACCUGCAUAUAAAAAGCAUAUUGGUAAACACUGAGCACCUUCUUAUUUACUCAGGAUUCUUGGCAUUCCCUAGUCUUAAAAUGGAAAUGCAAAUGCCCUGGUAACUCUGACUACUGUGGGCAGGAAAUGCCAGUACUUAAAUAGGUCCUGCUGUAUAGGUCUUAUUUAUUGCUUUCAUUUUGAAAAUUAUUCUAGUUUUGCAUGUGCUCUAAUUUUGAAGCUUUUCCUGAAUGGCUUUGAAGUCCUUUGAAAGUUCUCCAGAUCUUUUCAGACUUCAAAGAUGGAUAGCUUUUUCUUUCUAUCCUACGUAAGGGAUAGAGUAGAACUGGGGGUAUAGUGGAAAUGAUAAUUUUAAAAAAAAUAAUAAUUAGAAAGCCAGACCUUUUCUUUAAGAUUCCUUAAACCAUUCAGAGAACAUGUGCUUUUGCUAGAGGGAAAAGUCCAUGAAUGCUGUGAAUAGUGUUUUACAAGCCAUGUU
Apus apus (common swift) is the source of this 8920-nucleotide messenger RNA. RefSeq names its product DnaJ heat shock protein family (Hsp40) member B6 (gene DNAJB6). Gene Ontology annotation, molecular function: Hsp70 protein binding; ATPase activator activity. NCBI's taxonomy places the organism in Eukaryota, Metazoa, Chordata, Aves, Apodiformes, Apodidae. The coding region runs from base 139 to 1149 and encodes 336 amino acids. Gene Ontology annotation, cellular component: cytosol; endoplasmic reticulum membrane. The transcript is spliced from 9 exons. Gene Ontology annotation, biological process: protein refolding; positive regulation of proteasomal ubiquitin-dependent protein catabolic process. The record is from RefSeq and is a predicted model, not a curated record.